This is a messenger RNA of Micropterus dolomieu (smallmouth bass), 2571 nucleotides long. Its product is annotated as inter-alpha-trypsin inhibitor heavy chain H3-like. Gene Ontology annotation, molecular function: serine-type endopeptidase inhibitor activity. Bases 1 to 2571 code for a protein of 856 amino acids. The transcript has 19 exons. Gene Ontology annotation, biological process: hyaluronan metabolic process. The record is from RefSeq and is a predicted model, not a curated record. Lineage: Eukaryota; Metazoa; Chordata; Actinopteri; Centrarchiformes; Centrarchidae.
AUGGUGGAGGUGUACAGUGUGACUGUGGACUGCACUGUGACGUCUCGUUUCGCCCACACCGUCAUGACCACCAAGGCUCUGAACAAAGCAAACUCCUCCCAGGAAAUCUUCUUUGAAGUGGAGCUGCCCAAGACCGCCUUCAUCACCAACUUCAGCAUGGAAACUGAAGGUCAGGUGUAUGUCGGGGAGGUGAAGGAGAAAGAGAAAGCCAGGAAAGAGUAUGAGAAGGCUGUUUCCUCUGGACAGACUGCUGGACUGGUCAAGGCUUCUGGAAGAAAGAUGGAGCAGUUUUCAGUGUCUGUCAACGUGGCAGCUGAAAGUAACGUGACUUUCAUUCUGAACUACGAGGAGCUCCUUCAGAGGAAUCUGGGCCGAUAUGAGAUUCUAACCCGAGUUAAACCCAAACAACCCGUGCAGGAGUUUCAGAUUGUGGCAGACAUCUAUGAGCCCCAGGGCAUUGCUUUUGUUGAGGCCACUUCAACUUUCCUCACCAAUGAACUGCUCUUCCUGGUGGAAAAAACCGUCACAGACACAAAGGCACACAUCUCUUUCUCACCAACACUGGAGCAACAGAGGAAAUGUCCACGAUGUAAAGGCACCAUAAUUAACGGAUAUUUCAUCAUCAAAUACGAUGUGAAACGAGAAGAGCGCCUAUGGGACGUUCAGAUUGUAAACGGAUACUUUGUGCACUUUUUUGCUCCACCUGACCUGGCCAGAGUCCCAAAGAAUGUGGUGUUUGUGAUUGACAGGAGCGGAUCAAUGAGUGGAAGAAAGAUUGCACAGACACGUGAAGCAUUGGAAGCCAUUCUGAAAGACCUCCAUGAGGAAGACCACUUUGCUCUCAUCCUCUUUGAUAAUAACAUUAUCACCUGGAAGGAUUCUCUUACCAAAGCAACAGAGGAAAAUGUAUCUGAAGCCAUUGCCUACAUCAGGAAGCUCAGAGACAAUGGAUCCACCAAUAUCAAUGAUGCUGUACUGAGGGCAGUGAGCAUGCUGGUGACAGAAAGAAAACAUAAGAACCUUCCAGAAAGGAGUACAGAUAUGAUUAUUUUACUGACUGAUGGGAUGCCAAACAGUGGAGAAUCUAACCCCCUGAGGAUCCAGGAGAAUGUGCGUUCUGCUAUUGGAGGAAAUAUGGCUCUGUAUUGUCUUGGAUUUGGGAAUGAUGUGGAUUACUCCUUCCUGGAUGUAAUGUGCAAACAAAACAAGGGACUGGCCCGCAGAAUUUUUGAGGGUUCAGAUGCAACACUUCAACUUCAGGGUUUCUAUGAGGAGGUGUCCAGCCCUCUGCUCUUGGAGGUGGAUCUGCGUUAUCCUGAUGACGCAGUGGACUUCUUGACCACAAGCCACUUCGGCCAGUUGUUUAAUGGCUCAGAGAUUGUGGUGUCUGGUCGGCUGAGGGACAAUAACAUAGAUAACUUCUUGGUUGAAGUUUUUGCUCAGGGGCCUGAAGAGGACUUCUGGGUGCAGGGAAAGGCCAGUGUGGUAGAUUUGGAUGUGAUCUACCCAGAACAGGAGUACAUCUUGGGUUUCUCAGAGCGUCUGUGGGCCUACCUCACCGUCCGACAGCUACUGGAGAACAGUGACAUUGGUACUCAGCAGGAGAAAAACGAUACAACAGCCAAGGCCCUGGACAUGUCCCUGCGAUAUAGCUUUGUCACCCAUGUUACCUCCAUGGUGGUUGCCAAGCCUGAAAGUGAGGACGGACCAUACAGCCUUCUCAUCGCGGAUAAACUGACUGAGGACCAGCGACAGAAAGCAGAGAGACACAGCGGUUCUUCAGGCCAUUCUUCCAGUAACAGUAGCCCAUCAAGUGUGGAUGGAGAUCCUCAUUUCAUGAUAGAGCUCCCUGACAGAGAAGACGCCCUGUGCUUUAACAUCAACGACAAAACAGGAACCAUUUUCAACCUGGUCAGAGACCCUAAAUCAGGUUUUGUAGUGAAUGGCGAAAUAACUGGCAAGAAGAAAGUCUUUCGGGAUGGUAACAUCCACACCUACUUUGGCCGUUUUGGUAUCACCCACCAGAAGCUGGGGGUGAGGCUGGAGGUGAGCACUCAGGACAUAUCAGUCUUCCACGAUGGCAAGCAGUUCAAGCUGCUUUGGUCUGAUGCAGCCUCUAUCAAAGAAACCAAUAUGGACAUCAGGUUGACUAAGAACUGCAGCUUGACAGUAACACUGAGGCACUCUGUUAAAUUCAUGGUCAUCAGACACUCAAAGGUUUGGAAGAGACGCCAGGAACAACAAGACUACCUGGGUUUCUACACCCUGGACAGCCACCACUUGUCUGCUUUGGUUCAUGGCCUGCUAGGUCAGUUCUACCAUGGGGUUGAGUUUGAGAUGGCAGACCUGCGUCCAGGUGAGGUCCAGGAGAACUUAGAUGCCACCAUGUAUGUGAAAGGACAGGAGCUCAAUGUGACCAGACACUGGCAGAAAGACUUCAGCUGGCAUGUGAAGAAUGGGGAAAACAUCCCCUGCUGGUUUGUUAACAGGGAUGGAACAGGCCUCAUCGAUGGAAGAGCCUCAGACUACAUUGUGUCAGGGCUUUUUGAGACAAUAGCUGAUGUAAAGUAA